AUGGCCCCUCCCAGGAAAUCUGAUUUUAAACUCCUGUGGCUUAAGGUUUUGCAGUACAGGCUGACGACUCCCCCGGGCCCUGACACCAUGUACACGGCGAUCCCCAAAAGCGGCUCCCCCUUCGAUGCCUCGGUGAACCAGCCAGGCCUGCACAUCUGGCGGGUGGAGAAGAUGAAGCCGGUCCCGGUGCCGGCAGAGUCCAAGGGCAUCUUCUACUCGGGGGACUCCUACCUGGUCCUGCACAACGGCCCAGAGGAGCAAGCCAACCUGCACAUCUGGAUCGGCCAGAGCUCCUCGCGGGAUGAGCAGGGGGCCUGUGCCGUGCUCUCCACCCACCUCAACACCCUGCUGGGCGAGCGGCCCGUCCAGCACCGCGAGGUGCAGGGCAACGAGUCCGACGUCUUCAUGGAGUACUUCCCCCAUGGCAUCAAGUACCAGGAGGGCGGUGUGGAGUCCGCCUUUCACAAAACCCAGUCCAGCCAGGGCUCCGGGCCCAUCCGCAAACUCUACCAAGUGAAGGGCAAGAAAAACAUCCGGGCCACCGAGCUGGAGCUGAGCUGGGCCAGCUACAACACCGGGGACUGCUUCAUCCUGGACCUGGGCGACACCAUCUACACGUGGUGCGGGGAGACAUCCAACAUCCUGGAGCGCAACAAGGCCCGGGACCUGGCGCUGGCCAUCCGGGACAGCGAGCGGCAGGGCAAGGCCCGGGUGGAGAUCGUGUCCGACGGGGAGGAGCCGCCCGAGAUGAUCCAGGUGCUGGGUCCCAAGCCCGCUCUGAGGCAGGGCAGCCCCGAGGAGGACGUCACGGCGGAUCAGAAGAACGCGGGGGCAGCUGCUCUCUAUAAGGUGUCGGACGCGACGGGGAAGAUGAACCUAACCAAGGUGUCCGGGAGCAGCCCCUUCAGCCAGGGCCUGCUCUGCACCGAUGACUGCUUCGUCCUGGACAAUGGCCAGUGCGGCAAGAUCUACGUGUGGAAAGGGCGCAAAGCCAACCAGCAGGAACGGGAGGCAGCCCUGAAAGUGGCUGAGGAUUUCAUCUCCCGUAUGAAGUACUCCCCAAAGACCCAAGUGGAGAUCCUGCCCCAGGGCCGUGAGAGUCCCCUCUUCAGGCAGUUCUUCGCGAGCUGGAAGUGAACCUGGGGCUUGCCCCAAGGCUGCCCGGCGCUGCUUCGUCUCCGGGCCUGCCCUCCGCUCUGUAGCCACCAGGCAUCUCAUUAAAUGACCUGCGCAGGGA
Messenger RNA from Emys orbicularis (European pond turtle), 1237 nucleotides. RefSeq names its product capping actin protein, gelsolin like (gene CAPG). The record is from RefSeq and is a predicted model, not a curated record. Gene Ontology annotation, cellular component: actin cytoskeleton; cytoplasm. The coding region runs from base 1 to 1137 and encodes 378 amino acids. Gene Ontology annotation, biological process: actin polymerization or depolymerization; cell projection assembly; actin filament severing. Lineage: Eukaryota; Metazoa; Chordata; Testudines; Emydidae. Gene Ontology annotation, molecular function: phosphatidylinositol-4,5-bisphosphate binding; actin filament binding. The transcript is spliced from 10 exons.